AUGUUAAAAACCGAAGUACAAAAACUGUUGAAAGAAGCCGCGAAUUAUCUCAAAGAAAAUCAUAUUAAAACUGACGAACCGAACUGGCAACAUAGCAACGCUAUCAACAAUAUCCUCGAAACAAUGAAGUACUUCGAAAUUUCGUCUUUCGUAGAAGUCUUCGCAGAAAUUCGAAGUAUUAAAACUGGUCAAGACAACAUUAUAAAGAGUUUGUUUCUCGGUGUGGUAUCUCAAGUGGGAACUACUGCAGCAAAUAUCUUUGUAUUCGAUAUUAUAAAAAAUGGAGAAGUCACUGAUUUCGUAGCGAUAGAAAUGUUGACAAAGCUUCCUUUCGAUAUUCGUAAACCCAACAAAGCUCUUUUAUUUAAGUGGAAGCAUUUCAUGAAUUUCAGUAAGACUCUGCCUCCACGAGUUUAUAAAGCUACCAUUCUCGCCUUCGGUACUAUGGUGUACAGAACAUUCCAAUAUGCAACUGAAGACAUUGAAGUGCUUGACCGAUUUUUGAAUUUCUUCUAUGAUCGCGUUAUUAAUGAACUAACUUACGAGAUGAAGGUUGUUUGGCUCGGAGCUAUUCACAACGCUCAAGUAGGAAACAUUCAUACACUUGUGUCACCAAUUGUUCGCGGCGAUAUUAGCGUAUCUGAACACCCACAUUGCAUCCGUUUGCUAUCAAUAGGAGCAAUGUUAAGAUCUCUUUAUUCAAAUUACGAUCACGCUAUUGAUCUUCUCUGGCCUAUAAUGACUGACCGCACUCUUCCUCUGCAACUACGUCUUGGAGCAUACAAUAUUCUCCUUCAACAAUCACAUACAAUGACUGAUUUCCUUCGAAUCCACUGGUUCAUGAUCACCGAAAGUAAUCAACAUCUGUAUAAUUUCCAUUUAACAACCAUCAGGAGUUUUGCAAAUUCGAAAUGUCCAUGUCUAGCUAAAAUGCGGGAAUUCGCAACGAAAAUUUUGCUAUUUACUCACGUCCCCACUACAGUUUCUCAAGAUUUGUCUGCUCUAUACGUUAUUGACUCAAUGAAUUCCGAAAGCGAUGGUUUACUGGUCAAAAUUACCGUAGUCCACGAUGAAUUCACUGAAGUACCCAAAAUUAUUUACAUACAGCAAUUCAUCAUGGAAGAUCAUAAAAUCGUCAGUAACUGGGCUCUUUACUUACAAAUUGAAGGCAUGGCUGAUAUGUUGAUGCUGUUCAAAAAUGACUUUUUGAAAUUCAUCAAUAGCCCAAUUUCCAAUACCUUUAUUUUUGAUUUCAUUAAAAAAUUCGCAGUUUCUGUGACCUUGUCACCACAUUCCUUCAUAGAUGUAUUGUUGUUUUACAGAGAUCAGGCAGUUAUGGUCGAUUACUACGACAAUGAAAGUUUUCUUGAUUUUAAUAAUGACAUUGAAAAAGUUAUUAACAGCUAUCUCACUCCAGUAGCGAAUACUCAAACUAUCAAACAUCAUAAUGAUUUUUUUUCGCAUCAUGUAUUCUACCAAAAUAUGAAUGAGCAGUAUUUAGUCAGUGAUAUGGGAUUACCCGUUGUUAUAAAAUCCUAUUCGCCGGUUGUUUUCUCUUUCCCGAUGAGUAUCAAUAACCAAUCAACGGAUAAUUCUGCGAUAAGUACAAACGUUGGUGCAAAAGUUUGGUUGUUCCAUGAUUAUUCAGUAUCAGUUUAUCAUCCAGUAGAUGACUCCUGGCACUCUUUUAAGCAGUCAUCAGUUGUCAAUGCCGAUGUUUCUUACCACGUUGAUAUCAAUUACAAUCCUGCUUUAAAGUUUUUGAAAUACUUCAAUCCAAGAUUCUGGGACAUUAAAUUUACAGAAGCAAAUGUGAUGAUCUACAAUAAAAAUAUCGUAACUGUCCAAGAAAACAAUGUUGGAAAUUUGACGAUACUGUAUCCGACUUGUAAUGUUGAAAAAAUGAUUACUCCGGAAAUUAGUAACAUCACGAAUUCUACUCAAGUCGCAUUUACUGACAAUGAAAAACAAUAUGAAAUAACAUCAUUCAAUUGUGAAAGUCAAUUGAACACAAUCACAAACGAACAAUACAUGGAAAUCUUACCAACAUUGUUUCCGGAUGGAAAGACGUUGGUUUAUAAUUACUAUGGUGAUUUGAAAACUGGAUUUCCUGCAGAAUUUGCAUCCCGAUACUCAAUCAUAGGAAAAUUUCACAUCACUAGUUACAUCAGUGAUCCAAAUCUUAAAAAUGCUUACACUCUAACUCUUAAAAAUGCUAAGAUUGGUUUUCAAUAUAGAAAAGCUACACAUUUUGAUCAAAACAAGUCUUAUUUGCCCGUUCCUGAAGCCGCGAAAGUAAUUGAAGAACCAUUUCUUGUUGAUUUCAGUGAAACAGGAGAGCUUGAGGGUAUUAAGUUUUCUGAACUUGAACCGGUUUGGUCUAAAAACAUGAAAUCUGCAUGGGCUUUAAUGUUUCAACUAAGCAUUGAAAAUGUAACUUUUAAAUUACCGGCAACAACUCAAAGCUUCGUUACUAGAGAGGUAAAUAGCGAUUGUUAA
Messenger RNA from Microplitis mediator, 2499 nucleotides. RefSeq names its product vitellogenin-4-like. The transcript has 6 exons. The record is from RefSeq and is a predicted model, not a curated record. Gene Ontology annotation, biological process: lipid transport. Gene Ontology annotation, molecular function: lipid carrier activity. Lineage: Eukaryota; Metazoa; Arthropoda; Insecta; Hymenoptera; Braconidae. The coding region runs from base 1 to 2499 and encodes 832 amino acids.